AUUAUAUAUUCCAUGCUAUAGCUUUUGGGCGACUGCCCGCGGUCGCUGGGUGCCUCCGACGUGGGCUGCGUCCCGGCGCGAGACCCUGAUGUUGCGCGAGCCAGGUCCCCCGCUGCCGGAGCGCGAGCCCAUGCUUGCUUCGUGCUUCACUUCCACCAAAUAACAGGCCAUACAAUGGCAACUCGCAAGGAUUCAGCUGCGUUGAUCGAUUCUAUCCGUACAUAGAUCUGUCCCCAUCGCGCUGCUUGCUCGGUCGCUCUGGGCUCGGUGCCCGCCCACGCUUCUGUUUAGCUGCAAUAGGUGCGCUAGGAACUUGCUGCUAGAUAAAAUGCAGACCACUAUGCAGCAGCGUCUCCAGGGCCGUAACGUGGCCGGGCGGAGCGUCGCUCCCUCGGUCCCUGCCCAUCGCUCCUUCCACUCACACCGGGCUGCCACUCAAACCGCUACGAUCAGCGCUGCUGCUAGCUCAACCACCAAGCUGCCAGCUUCGCAUCUGGAGAGCAGCAAGAAGGCGCUGGAUUCGCUGAAGCAGCAGGCCGUCAAUCGCUACGCGGGUGACAAGAAGAGCUCCAUUAUUGCCAUUGGUCUCACCAUUCACAACGCACCCGUGGAGCUGCGCGAGAAGCUGGCUGUGCCUGAGGCUGAAUGGCCGCGUGCUAUUGAGGAGCUCUGCCAGUUCCCGCACAUCGAGGAGGCCGCGGUGCUGUCGACGUGCAAUCGCAUGGAGCUCUACGUUGUCGGUCUGUCGUGGCACCGCGGCGUUCGCGAGGUGGAGGAGUGGCUGUCUCGCACCAGCGGCGUGCCUCUGGAUGAGCUGCGCCCCUACCUGUUCCUGCUGCGCGACCGCGACGCCACGCACCACCUGAUGCGCGUGUCGGGUGGCCUUGACUCGCUGGUUAUGGGCGAGGGCCAGAUUCUCGCCCAAGUGCGCCAGGUCUACAAGGUCGGCCAGAACUGCCCCGGCUUCGGUCGCCACCUGAACGGCCUGUUCAAGCAGGCUAUCACCGCUGGCAAGCGCGUGCGUGCCGAGACCUCCAUCUCCACCGGCUCCGUCUCCGUCUCAUCCGCCGCCGUCGAGCUGGCGCAGCUCAAGCUCCCCACCCACAACUGGUCCGACGCUAAGGUCUGCAUCAUCGGCGCUGGCAAGAUGUCUACGCUGCUGGUGAAGCACCUGCAGAGCAAGGGCUGCAAGGAGGUGACGGUGCUCAACCGCUCUCUGCCGCGCGCCCAGGCGCUGGCGGAGGAGUUCCCUGAGGUCAAGUUCAACAUCCACCUGAUGCCCGACCUGCUGCAGUGCGUGGAGGCCAGCGACGUCAUCUUCGCCGCCUCCGGCUCUGAGGAGAUCCUCAUCCACAAGGAGCAUGUCGAGGCCAUGUCCAAGCCAUCGGACGUUGUUGGCUCCAAGCGCCGCUUCGUCGACAUCUCCGUGCCCCGCAACAUCGCCCCCGCCAUCAACGAGCUGGAGCACGGCAUCGUCUACAACGUCGACGACCUGAAGGAGGUUGUGGCCGCCAACAAGGAGGGCCGCGCGCAGGCGGCCGCCGAGGCCGAGGUGCUGAUCCGCGAGGAGCAGCGCGCGUUCGAGGCCUGGCGUGACUCUCUGGAGACCGUGCCCACCAUCAAGGCGCUGCGCUCCAAGGCCGAGACCAUCCGCGCCGCCGAGUUUGAGAAGGCCGUGUCUCGCCUGGGCGAGGGGCUAUCCAAGAAGCAGCUCAAGGCGGUGGAGGAGCUCAGCAAGGGCAUCGUCAACAAGCUGCUGCACGGGCCCAUGACGGCACUGCGCUGCGACGGCACCGAUCCGGAUGCCGUGGGCCAGACCCUCGCGAACAUGGAGGCCCUGGAGCGCAUGUUCCAGCUCUCGGAGGUGGACGUGGCCGCGCUGGCGGGCAAGCAGUAACGCUGCAGCGUUUGGCGGGGAAGCAGCUUCUUUGCGUGUGUGAGUGUAGGGUGUUUGUUGUCAGGAGCCACGGCAUUGACGGGCGGGCUGAGGGCAGGCGGGCGCGAAUGGGGAGUCGGCUGGGCCGGGCACAGCGGGUGCGCGAGCUCUGGUCCGGGUUGGUGCAUGCAUGUAUUGGCCCCGUGAGCGGCCCUUGCGCUAGUGCGUGGGCAUUGGCUGGGUGCUGCCUACGGACCCCUUGAUUGCUGGGAGGGAGAGAAGACCAACACGUGCUUGGACUGUGAGCGGAGAGCAGAGGACAUUUGGGGGUCGGCGGGCCGUGUGCUCCAGCGGAGAGGUGAGUCAAUGCGGGCACAGUGGGUAGCGCGCCUUGCGGCAAGCCGUGGACGCGUUGCGAUGCCUGGGGAUUGUAUGCUGCUGCUUCUGCUGUUUGCUGCUUGCCCUACCUGGCCCCAUGACAGGGCAGGCGGGACGUGUUCCGAUGCACCGAUGUAUUGAUGGCGAUGUGAGUUAAGAUGCUUGGCGUUCUGUGUGACCGCGUUGGAUGGUGUACAACUAUGUUUGGAUGUGCGUGGUUUCGGAAGUUGGUGUAUGUGCAGUGCAAUUGCGUGACGGCGCGUCGGGGGCUCUUGGUGCCCUGGCCGGCGCCCUGAGCCCCCGCGUACAUACCUGCUGCCUCGAGGGUGUGUGAAGGGCGGAUUGAAUAAUUAAUGGCGGCGGCGCUGAGAUGAGAGCUGCAUGCGCACGUGGCGGACGAGAAGGGAGGGCCGGGGUGAGGACUGAGGUCGGGGACUCGCCGAGUGCCAGUGUGUGCCGGGGCGGACAUGCGCCACCUCUGCAGCCUGCACCCCGGCCGCAAGGUGAUAGGAGGAGAGCCGCCGCGCCAGUGACUGCAGCGAGACGGGGCCCGGACGCGGGCGCCGUAGCAGGUGUGAGACGGUGUGCGACGUAGGUAGCAGUCCAAGCAGGGUUCGGGCGUGCCUGGGAUUCGGAGCGUGUGUGUGCAUGCGGAUGUGCGAUUGUGCUGACAGAGGGUAGAAGUGAAGUUGAGCUGCAGAAAGGGACAGAACUGGUAUAUGGCGCGAGGCAUCCCGAGCCGCUGAGCUGGGCAGUUCACAAGCCGCGGGUUGAACGAAUGGGACUGGAGUGAGUCUCGCGCGGUGUGCUGUGAGUGCGCCUCAAUUUAGCAUUUUCUUUUCCGGAGCGCCGCCACGCGGCGCAGUGGGCCGCGCAAGUAUUGGCGCAUGCAAAGUUAGUAUGAUGGGCGUUUCAUGGGGUGCCCGGAUGCGGCACACCCAAACCAUGAUGGCAUGACCGACAGACAAUGCCGCAGCGUUAUGUUAUGUCAGAUAGGUUUCAAGCUUUGUCGGAAGCGAAUGGUUUGCAUGGCGGAGUUUGCAGAAGUGGAUGCGGUGCCACGCGAAGGGUUCUCAGGGUGGUGUCCCGCAAGUUUUGCAGCGUAGGCUGGUGCGGGCGUCACAUGGAGGCCGGGGCCCUGUAGCAGAUCGCCGGUGCGCGCGAUGGAAUGAAGCCAUCCUGCUGUAAGGCAACAUGAAAUG
Messenger RNA from Chlamydomonas reinhardtii, 3456 nucleotides. RefSeq lists its product as uncharacterized. NCBI's taxonomy places the organism in Eukaryota, Viridiplantae, Chlorophyta, Chlorophyceae, Chlamydomonadales, Chlamydomonadaceae. Gene Ontology annotation, biological process: tetrapyrrole biosynthetic process. Gene Ontology annotation, molecular function: NADP binding; glutamyl-tRNA reductase (NADP+) activity. The record is from RefSeq and is a predicted model, not a curated record. Bases 329 to 1897 code for a protein of 522 amino acids. The transcript has 2 exons.